UACUCCAAGCUAAAAGAAAUAUAAACACGGGCCACCCACCACCCCUCUGGUCAUAACACAACAAUCUCUCCCUCCAUGCCUCGCCGUGGCUCCCCAUCUCCUCUCCUCAACCUACCACUUCUCAUCGUAAUCUUACCCAUAAUUGCAUUGAUUCUCUUAUUCUUUGCUCUCCCUUCUUUGCUCUCCCUCACCUCUCACAAAAUUCGACCGAUCACUAAUACUACUGUUAUCAAGAGAAGCUGGGACUCACUCUAUGUUUUUCUAGUCUUGUUUACAAUUCUCUGUGGCAUCUUUGCUAGAAGAGACGACGACGAAUCAACCACUAAUGAAGACAAUCCCAGCAACCACGAAAAAUCGAAACGACACUCCGUUUCAAAUGCUCCAUGGUUUGCUGAUGACUUCUCUGACCCAAAGAUCUAUGCUAAUACCAACAAUAGUACGCCACUUGGUGGCACAGCGACAACCGCCACAGGCGACAGGUUAAAGAUGAACAGUAGAUCCUACCCUGAUUUAAUGCAAGACUCCUUUUGGGAAACUACUGAUGAUCGAUUUCGGUUCUUUGAUGAUUUUGAAAUAAACAACUACCGCUCACCAAUCCACCAUCGGAGACAUCGGAAUGGAGUGUUCGAAGAAUCUUGUGUUAAGGAUAUUCGUGUUGAUACUUUUGUAAGCGGCUCCUCAUCAAAGUUACAAUCGCCACCACCGCUGAAGACUUCUGCGCCUCCGCCUCCGCCUCCUCCACCGCCUCCUCCUCCAACAACAACGAAGUCCAAUCACAAACAGAAGCGAACAUAUAGAACACUUCCACGCGGAAUAGAGAAGGCAAAUGAAAAUGACCAUAAAUCCACAAAAAUCAAAACUUCGCCCCCAACGCCCCCUCCUCCUCCACCACCACCACCACCACGACGGCAUGCAACCCCAGCGCCACCAAAGAAAAUGCACGGCAAAAGUGAACGUAAAAGGACGAAUGCAACUAAAGAGAUAAAGAUGGUGUUGGCUUCUUUAUAUAGGAAAAAAACGAAGAAACAGAAAACACAAGUUUUAUCCAAAAACGAUACAGUUCGCUCUCCAAGUGAAUCGCCUUCCACUACUAGACCUCCACCGCCUCCUCCUCCGCCUCCUCCACCGCCACCAUCAGUGUUCCACUUUUUAUUUAGGAAAAAUAGCAAGAGUAAGAGAAUUCAUUCCUUUUCUCCACCACCAGCCCCUCCUCCACCUCCAACGACAAUGAGGUUAACUAGGCAUAAGAACCAAGUGCCUCUUCCACCACCGGAACCCCCAAGGAGGCGAAGAUCAUCCACCACAGGCCAGCCACCGUUGCCGAGAGGGGUGAAUAACGGAGGACAAUCCCCGCUCGUUGCAAUGCCUCCUCUACCGCCUCCCCCGCCAUGUCAGAUGCCAGGUUUUCAAUUUGUUCCCAGAGGGGAUCUUGUUGAGAAACGAAGUGCACAGGGUUCACGGUGUAGCUCUCUAGAUUUGGAGGAGGUUGACGAGGAUUCAAGCAGACAAACAGUCAGCAAAACGGACGGUAAAGAUGGGAGUGGUGGGCCCUCUUUUUGUCCCAGCCCUGAUGUUAAUAUGAAAGCAGACACUUUUAUUGCCAGGCUAAGAGAUGGGUGGAGACUGGAGAAGAUAAAUUCUUUGAGAGAGAAAGGAAGUGUGGACCAUGGCCCAGGUACAAAUCCGACAAAAAUCUGAAAAUUACUUUGAAGUUGAAGGGUUUCGUUACAAUUCACACAUUUUUCUCUUUUUCUCGUCGGUUAAUUUGGUUUAUGAUCCUACAUAAGAAAAAUAUAUAUGUGUUGAUGGUAUGCAGAUAGGAGCUUUGAGUAAUGUUUUUUAUUCACCAUUCGGAGCUCCUUUGUAGAGGAUUUGAUUUGGGUUUUCUUCUUCUUCUUCUUCUUUCAAAGUUUGAAGAUAAAAAGCACCAAGUUAAUUGCUCAUGGCUUUGGUUGUCUUUUUUGCUUACCAACUAGAGCCAGCCAUCUUCAGGGUUUCACGAAAGGAGUAUGGUGGUUGCAUUAGGCUUCUAUGGUGUUUUUGCUUAAUCUUGUAGGCAUAUUUUUCUUUUUACAAAUAUUGUUUAAUUGAAGUUAACGAUUGAAAAACACUGCUUAUUAUAAUGCAUACAGAGUAUGAUU
Messenger RNA from Populus euphratica (Euphrates poplar), 2141 nucleotides. Its product is annotated as serine/arginine repetitive matrix protein 1. The record is from RefSeq and is a predicted model, not a curated record. Lineage: Eukaryota; Viridiplantae; Streptophyta; Magnoliopsida; Malpighiales; Salicaceae. The transcript has a single exon. Bases 76 to 1698 code for a protein of 540 amino acids.